CCCCCUCAAGUCUCGAUUUUACCCUAACCCCCUUUGCAAAACGCACCCAAACACACACAUAUAUACAUCUCCUGCAAUUCUAAAUCCCAAUUAGACCCUCAAACUUGUUCCUUUGGCGGUCGUCGGUGGCAACCCUGACCCUCUUAUUUCUCUCAAUCGCAAACCCUAAUUGAUCGCAAUCUCUCUUCCUAAGCUUUCAUAUUUUGGGAUUUUUUUUGAGUUCCCUAUUUUAAAUAAUCUAUCAAUAUUGUUAUUUUUUUUUCUUUGGUAUAUAUUUUUUGGUCUGGUCUUCAUUUCACGAAAUCCUAAUUGAUUUGCAGAGCCCCAACUGGGAAUUAAUCACAGCAAAUUUUGAAUUCGGUUUUUGGAAGUUUUCUAGAGUUUCUAUUGGGUUUUUCACAUUUAUAUUUAUCAUAUAGUGUCUGCCGCUGCGGUGGUUUCCAGACUUUGUUGAUCUGGAAAAUCGACGUUGAUGUUGGGUGGAAGUAGGAGAGACGACGGGUCGACUGUGAUGAACAACACCAACGUUUUUGCAGCGCUAGAUUCUCUGAGGAGGAAGAAGAAGUCCGACAAGGAACGAAAGAAAAAAUCAUCCAAAGCUGAGUCCGCCGAACCUAAAGAGGCCGAGCCACAGGUGUUUUGGGCUCCAGCGCCUCUGAAUUCUAAAUCGUGGGCCGAUGUCGAUGACGACGAUGACUAUUUUGCCACCACAGCCCCGCCUCAGUCCGUCUGGAUAUCGCCUGAGUCCGAACCGAGCAAGGAGACACCCAGCAAUGUAGAGGAUACAGAUAGUGACGAAGAUAUUCUUGAUGAGGGUGAUGCUGAUGAUGAUGCAGAAGAAGAUGAUCAUGGGGCAGAGGUUCCUGCACACCCUGAGCCGGAGGUGAUCAAACCUCUUGAGGUUUCUAUAGCUCCUAAGGAAGCAGAGAGGCAGCUUUCAAAGAAGGAAAGGAAAAAGAAGGAACUUGCUGAGCUUGAGGCCCUUUUGGCUGAUUUUGGAGUAACUCAGAAAGAGAGUGGUGGUCAAGAGGAGUCAUCUGGUGCUGCAAAAGACAAGGAUGCAGAACCUAAUGGAGAUGUAGAAAGUAAGGAUAAUUCUACAGUGGAGUCCAAAAGUGCCAGGAAGAAGAAAAAGAAGGAUAAAGCUUCUAAAGAAGUGAAGGAACCACAAGAUCAACCAAACGACUCAGAGGCUGGCAAUGAACCUAAUGAAGCCGCUGGAACUCAACAGACAGAGGAGGAUGUAUCUACUGUUGAUGUUAAGGAGCGGCUGAAAAAGAUGGCGUCCAUGAAAAAGAAGAAAUCUAGUAAAGAGAUGGAUGCUUCCGCAAGAGCUGCUGCUCAAGAGGCUGCGGCGAGAAAUGCAAGGCAUGCUGCUUCCAAGAAGAAAGAGAAGAGCCAUUACAACCAGCAACCAGUGCGGUAAAAGCUCAGUUUUGUUCAUUUAUAUGAUUAUGAGCAUGCCCCCCUUGUCAUCAUUGAACAAAUAUGCGGGUAAUAAACAGUGGGGGGUUGUUAUUGGUCUGGUUUUUGCGGAAAGGUGGAUGUUAAAUUGUAUUGCUGGGGAAGCAUGGACCAUAUGUAGGAAUUUUCACUUUUGCUCUUUGAGAUCUCUUGUUUCUUAUUCUGUUGUCAUGGGGCAUAUCUAUCAUUUGGCAAUUUUGGUCGAUGGGAAAUUCUUCUCUAGAAAGUGUUUAAUUUAUCUGGGUGUCCGUUGUAGUUUCUUUUUGUGUUGAAAAAAUUAGUACGAGUGUCGUGUGUAGACAAUUGGAAGCAUCUGAUAAGUUUUUCAUAGGGGAUGAAAUUCUUCUUGUAAACUACUUUGUGAUAUAUAUGUAUAUUUAUUUAUUCUA
This is a messenger RNA of Humulus lupulus (European hop), 1853 nucleotides long. RefSeq lists its product as uncharacterized. The coding region runs from base 473 to 1426 and encodes 317 amino acids. The transcript has 3 exons. NCBI's taxonomy places the organism in Eukaryota, Viridiplantae, Streptophyta, Magnoliopsida, Rosales, Cannabaceae. The record is from RefSeq and is a predicted model, not a curated record.